Molecule: messenger RNA, 348 nt
Organism: Coccidioides immitis RS
Lineage: Eukaryota; Fungi; Ascomycota; Eurotiomycetes; Onygenales; Onygenaceae
Exons: 1
Coding region: 1-348 (115 amino acids)
Source: RefSeq, a predicted model, not a curated record
AUGUGGCGUCAUCCUCCGAAUAGCUACUCGAAAAACAAAUCCGAACACGGUGAAUAUGGAAAGAAUUUUUUUGCGAGUUCAAAAUAUGGAAAUAACAGCCGUGCUUUUGCUGAGGAUGCUACCGGUGAUCAUUUCAUUCUCCCUGAGGUAGAAGUAGGAUCUACGGAUUCAGCUGGGAAUUCCACGAGUCAAUGUUGGGAAACGCAAGAACUUCAAGAGAUUGGUGAUUAUGGUAUAAUCUCCGUUGUCCCAGGAAGACGGAACAAGCCGAAGAAACGGACUAGGCAACAUGUGCCUCUUUUUCACCAUUUGCGGGGCUUCGAUACUGGCAUCGUGAGCUCACAGUAA